AUGGCUCCCCGAAAGAUCAUCAUCGACACCGAUCCCGGUGUCGACGACAUCAUGGCUUUGCUGCUCGCCCUCAGCGCCUCGCCGGAAGAGCUCGAGGUGGCCAUGGUCUCCGUCACGUACGGCAACGUUCCCCUGCAGAGCUGUCUUCGAAAUGUCGUCGCCCUAUUCCACGUUCUGGAGAAGGAGCUUGCGUGGAGGAAGGAGACUGGCCGUUCCGAGGGCUACGGCUCGAUGGUGGCCUCCAAACCAAUCGUCGCCGUUGGCCCCGAGCAUUCCCUCGAGGAUGAGUGUCUCAUGGCCGACUAUUUCCACGGCGAAGAUGGGUUGCACGACGUCCACAAGGUGCACCCUCACCUCAGCCCCGCAGAUACGUGGAAGUCUCUCUUCAAGAACGAUGCGGACAGCUCCGUCGACCACACCACCUUUUCUCCCUAUUUCACUCCUUCCAAGGAGCCCGCCCACAUGGAGAUUUUGCGGAUUUUGAAAGAGAACCCAAUCGACACCGUCUCCGUCCUCGCCGUUGGACCCCUGACGAACAUUGCCCUCGCCGCCGCCGAGGACCCCGAAACGUUCCUUCGAGCCAAGGAGCUCGUCGUCAUGGGCGGCGCCGUCAAGGUCGAGGGCAACGUCACUCCUUGCGCCGAGUUCAACUGCUAUGCCGAUGCCGUCGCUGCCGCCCGAGUCUUCGCCCUGACCUCCAUUUCUCCGGCGUCCACGAUGCCUCCGAUUCCCGCCAAGCUGUCCACCCUUCCGACCUACCCGGACAGGCUUUCUCGUCAGCUGAGGCUCGUCCUCGCGCCCCUGGAUAUCACGACGCCCCACCUCAUUACCAAAAGUUACUUUGCCAAGCACAUUCAGCCGCACAUCGACGCCGGGAGCCCUCUUGCCGCCUGGACGUCGCAUUUCAUCAAGGGCGCCUUCAGCAAGAUUGAGACCAUGGAGGGCGACGGCAACGAGCCGGGCCUAUCCCUGCACGAUCCUCUGACGGUAUGGUACGUCUUGACACAGGACGAUCCCAAAUGGACCUUCCCAGCCAAGCCGGAGGAUAUCCGCGUCGAGACAUCCGGCCAAUGGACCCGGGGGAUGCACGUCAUCGACAAUCGCUUGAGGAGCAAGCCCGCCGAGGCCGCGGCAGCUGAAUCGUCUGACAUCCGAGACGACCCCAAGGUGAUGGCGCUCGACAACGUCCCCGGCGACACCAUGGCUUGGCUCAGCGUCCUCAAGGGGAACAGGGUCCACCGUCUCAUCUCGUCUCCAGGCGAGGAGGUGUUCAAAGACGUCUGGAUGCAGCGUGUUUUUGCAUGA
Molecule: messenger RNA, 1305 nt
Organism: Drechmeria coniospora
Lineage: Eukaryota; Fungi; Ascomycota; Sordariomycetes; Hypocreales; Ophiocordycipitaceae
Product: nucleoside hydrolase
Exons: 4
Coding region: 1-1305 (434 amino acids)
Biological process (GO): purine nucleoside catabolic process
Cellular component (GO): cytosol
Molecular function (GO): purine nucleosidase activity
Source: RefSeq, a predicted model, not a curated record